UGCCGUCUACCCAGGUAUAUAAUGACCUGUCCAUUGUUCGCUGAGAGACCCCCACUGUGACGCAAAAAAUCCCAAAACAAAUCAACAACAACAACAACAAGGUUGGACACGUUGUGAGGAGGUUUUGUUUGGUAAGCAAACAUUUUUCAAAACCAAAAAGUCAAUUCACUACAACAGGUUUCAAGUCAUAAUAUUUUAAACGGACAACAAACAAGAUAAACAAUGGGUUGCUGUGGCACUCUUGGACACAUCUACCUUGUGGUUGUGAAUGGACUGUUUAUGCUCUUCGCCAUCAUGUUGAUCGUGCCCGGGGCCGUGAUGCUUGCUGACGUCACCUACGUGAACCAGAAGGUAGUGCCCCUGAUGAAGACGCUGUCCGUGGGGAGCUUCAAUGCCGCCGACCUAGCAGACGGCCUGGCCAUCGUCAUGGUGGCGGCAGGGGGAGUCAUUCUGUUCAUCGCCACCCUGGGGAUAUGUGGGGCGUGUAAGAAGGCGCGGAGCUGUCUCUGUGUUUAUUCCUUGGUUGUGUUGAGUUUAAUUGUGGCCCAGACAAUUGCAGUUGUUUUAUGGAUUUUGAUGAAUGCCGAGGCCCAGUCCUAUUUGAAAUCUCAGCUCUUAUCACAGCUGACCAAUAAGUACUCAAAUGAUGAUCUCACCACAGACGAAAUUUCAACAGCAUUCAACUUCAUGUUUAUGACUCUUGAGUGCUGUGCAGUUAAUGCAGUGACAGGGACAACGAACGAUUUUGACUCCACCCCCUGGGUUACAGGUGGGUCAGCCGGCUCCAAGAACGUCCCCAUCUUCUGCUGUUCUGGUAUUGACGCUAAUUCCGCUGGUGCGGCAUUCACCGCGUGCACUGACUCCGUCAGCACCGGUUAUUACGGAAUAGGCUGUUAUGAUGCUUUCUACAAUCUCGUAAUGAAGUACUCCAUAUACUACAUCGCUGUUGGAAUUACCAUCCUUGUUGUUGAGACGCUUGGAGUUUUCUUCGCCUGUUGCAUGUGCAAAAAUCUGGGAAAGACUGAAAACGGGAAAGUCUGAAGUUAUCUGAGGAAAAGCCCUGAUUGUGCGUUAGAAAGUUAAAUACAUGUAAAUAUAUUCAAUCAUUUGCCUUGAUUGUUUGUUAUAAAGUUAUUGUUAAAAUAAAGUUUUCAAAACCGUUCUGUUCUUUUUAUAUAUACAACAAAUA
Magallana angulata is the source of this 1189-nucleotide messenger RNA. Its product is annotated as CD63 antigen-like. The record is from RefSeq and is a predicted model, not a curated record. Bases 223 to 1041 code for a protein of 272 amino acids. Gene Ontology annotation, cellular component: membrane. The transcript is spliced from 8 exons. Lineage: Eukaryota; Metazoa; Mollusca; Bivalvia; Ostreida; Ostreidae.